Messenger RNA from Labrus bergylta (ballan wrasse), 675 nucleotides. The record is from RefSeq and is a predicted model, not a curated record. NCBI's taxonomy places the organism in Eukaryota, Metazoa, Chordata, Actinopteri, Labriformes, Labridae.
ACUGUGAGAACGCCGAUAUGAUCGAUCGCCACAGGGCCAGCGCAGCACGCAGCACGCCCGGUGUGUUAGCUUCAAAGUAGCGGUGAUGAUUUUUACAACUUGUAGAUAACCUUCAGGACACAAAACAUGACGGACUACGCCGAAGAGCAGAGGAACGAACUAGAAGCGAUAGAGUCCAUCUACCCAGACUCCUUCACAGUUCUUUCAGAUAACCCCACCAGCUUCACCAUCACUGUGACGUCAGAUGCAGGAGAAGAUGGAGAAAUUGUGGAAACGUUGUUAAAGUUCACAUAUGUAGAGAAAUAUCCAGACGAGGCUCCUCUGUGGGAGAUUCAGUCCCAGGAGAACCUGGAGGACGUCGAUGUGGGGGAGAUCCUCACUUUACUCCAACAACAGGCGGAGGAGAACCUGGGCAUGGUGAUGAUCUUCACGUUGGUCACAGCCGUUCAGGAGAAACUCAACGAAAUCGUGGACGUGAUGAAAAACAGACGAGAGGAAGAGAAAGAACGGAGAGAGAGAGAGUUAGAGGAGGCGGAGAAGGUAUUGUUCCAGGGCACUGUGGUCACCAUUGAGAACUUCCUGCAUGGAAAGCGAGGUUUGAGCGAGGUGGACGGAGCUGAGGAAAAACGGCAGAAAGAGGAGGAGCAGGGGGGGCAAACUCAAACUCACCGGUAA